Cylindrotheca closterium is the source of this 2391-nucleotide messenger RNA. NCBI's taxonomy places the organism in Eukaryota, Bacillariophyta, Bacillariophyceae, Bacillariales, Bacillariaceae. The record is from the annotation of a GenBank genome assembly.
AUGGACGAUCCGGAGCAAGGCUCGGCCUUGCCCACAAGUAAUGAACCAAACACUGAACCCACGAGAUCAGUCGACAGAACUGACGAUAUCGUUGAGAAUAAUGGCGCCAAUGAUGAUGAAAAGUCCGUAGGGGCUGACGAAGAAGAAGCUCUAUUCGUUGCCAUGGAAAAAGAUGAAGAGAGCAAAGAUGCCCUUCACCCUCAUCCUCAGCCCAAAGAUGUAAAGGCGGCCCCCAAACUGCUCCAAAGUGCCAUCGAACAAGGUCAAGUGAACCCAGACGAUUCCGAGAGUGAUUCGGAACAGCCAGGUUCAACAAUCUCUGAUUCCGAGCCACAUCAUGCACAUGCAAGGACCAAUCAACUUGAUUUUCUUCUAAACAAAGCCUCGCAAUACUCUGAUUUCAUCACGAAAGAUUUGGAGGGUCUGCAAGCAGCAAUGACAGAAAAUGCGAGGCGUAAAAUUCAGAAGUCCGAGAAGCGGUCCAAAAAGAGGAAGGCGGAUGGGAAAGAGUCCUCCAAAAAGAAAUCUAAGAAGAACAGUGGUGAAGAACUGAAGUCUGCUUUAGUGAAGGAUGCCAAAGUUCGCGCCGGAUCGAAGCCUAUUUUUGUUCAGCCCUUGAAUCUUGCACCUGGAUGUGUACUGAAGGACUACCAGCUUGAAGGUGUUCUUUGGCUUGCGAGUCUCUUCGAAAAUGGUGUCUCUGGAAUCCUUGCGGAUGAGAUGGGACUUGGAAAGACCAUUCAAGUGAUUUCGCUCAUCGCUCAUUUGCUGACGCAAAAUGUGAACGGUCCGUUUCUCGUUGUUGCUCCGCUUGCUACCUUGCCCAACUGGGUUCGGGAAUUCCAAAAAUGGCUCCCUUCACAACCUGUUAUUCGAUACCAUGGAGCUGCUGCUGAACGCGAUGCAAUGAUGAAGGGUCCCCUAAAGUCAAAGGAGAGAAAGAACAAGACAUUCCCCGUUAUUGUAACGUCCUUUGAAACUGCAAUUCGAGACCAAAGACAACUGUCAAAGCUUUGCCCAUUCACCUAUGUCAUUGUUGACGAAGGGCAUAGACUUAAAAAUCAUCGUUGCAUGCUGAUCCGAUCCUUGAAACAAUUGAAUGCUGGAAACCGGCUUCUUUUGACAGGAACCCCGAUUCAAAAUACACUGGAUGAACUAUGGAGUCUUCUUAAUUUUGUGAACCCACAGAUAUUUGACGAGCUUACGGUAUUUCAGUCGUGGUUUGGUUUCAAGGAUAUUGGCCAAAGCAACCGAGGGGCAACUAACGAAGAUGUCAUUGUUCAAGAAGAACGCAAGAACCAAACAGUAUCGAAGUUACAUGAUAUUCUUCGUCCAUUUCUCUUGCGCCGUGUCAAGAAGGAUGUUCUCUCUGAGAUGCCUCCAAAGAAAGAGAUUGUGGUUUACUCGGGAAUGUCCAAGUUGCAGCUAGGCUACGCUGAUUUGAUCGACAAAGGGGUGCUCAGAGAUGAGCUACUGCGACAAGGUAUCGAAGGUGGGAGAAAUUUGAGCCAAACGAACAAGAUGAUGAAUCACCGCAAGAAUGUCAAUCAUCCAUUCAUGUUUGGUGAACCUAUUGAUCCUGCCUCCGGGGUGCACAUUGGAACCUCACAUCCACAGCUGCUUGUUCGAGCAAGUGGAAAGUUUGCUCUAUUGGAUCGAAUGCUACAACGCUUACACAAGGAUGGUCACCAAGUUCUCAUUUUUAGCCAAAUGACAAAGGUGCUAAACAUUAUCGAAGAUUAUUUGGCUUUUCGAAACUGGCGCUAUUGCAGAAUAGAUGGGUCAACGAAUAUUGACGAUAGGCAGCGGGCCAUGGAUGUAUUCAAUGCCGAAAAAACAUCCGGCGAAAAUGGUACUAGGAAUAUUCGUGAUGACAGAUGCUUUGUCUUUAUGUUGAGCACAAGAGCUGGGGGUUUGGGGAUCAACUUGACAAGUGCGGACACUUGCAUCAUUUUUGACAGUGAUUGGAACCCACAUGCUGAUAGUCAGGCUAUGGAUCGAUGCCAUAGGCUGGGACAGACGCGACCAGUUGCUGUUUAUCGACUUCUUACCUGCAAUUCUGUGGACAUUGAAAUGAUGGAAAAGCAAAUGUCAAAGAAGAAGCUAGAACGGAUGACAAUUGCCGGUGGCGACUUUCGGAAGGCAGGACGACGUAGUGCUGGUGAUAUGACCUUUGAAAAGUUGCAAUCCUUACUUGAAAGUGACAUCCAGGAUUUGCAAGCCAAGGGUGCGGACAUCGAAGAUAUUAAGAUAAGCGAUGAGGAGUUUGAUAUGAUCAUGAAUCGUGAGCGCCUCUUUGAAUCUGGGGAGACAGCGAUUUCCAACGAAGGGAAAAUGUAUGACAUUCUAGACACUGGAAGUGGGGAUAUGUUGGGUUCAAUGAUGUCCUAA